AUGUACUCCAAGCAAUCCGAUCCCUUGCACCUCGUCAUCUUCUUCAUUGCCGUCACUGUCUCCGGUCUCUCGUUGGUGCGGGGACAAACCGGAGGGGCGCCGCUGGACUGCGUUUACGGAAGCGCACCCGAGUGCACGCGAAGCAUCAGCGGCCACGGCAACAACCUGGCCCACACCGAGUGGGGCGCUUCGUACAGGCCCUACACGCGGCCGCGACUUCCAGAAAUCAACACGCGACAGACCAGCCAGUUGCAGACGAGCUACGGCCAGGUUCUCGUGACCGAUCUCUGUAACACCAUUCGAGGAGAGGCAGCCCCGUUCAUCCCGGCCACUCAAUCCUACCCGGCACCCGUGGAGAAUUUGGACAUUCCAGUGCCGCAAGGCGAUCUUUUUUACGACCCGACGCUUUCUGGGACUGAAGUGUGCUACUUCCGACGCUCGUAUCCCUUCGAGGGCAACACCGCUCCCAACGUUCUGAGAGAGCAGAUGCACGACACCACAUCGUUUAUUGAUGCUUCGUUCCUUUACGGACCGACCGACAACCUCACCCUUUGGUUUCCCAUGCGUGAGAUGACCGGUACGGGUCCUCGGUGCGAGAUCAACAACAAUUUCUGGCUCAACUUCACCCAAGUGUUUGCCUUCAAGGUCAACCCCAACGUUGACAUCAUGAAGUUGCGUGGCGACCAGCGCACCAACAAAACUCCGUAUAUGGUCGCCCUCACCGAUGUCUUGGGCUCGGAGCACAAUCGCCUGUGCGCUGAAUUCAGGGCGGCCAACCCAGAGUGGGCCGAAGACAUGCUCUUCAUCCAGGCGCGUAAAUGGCUGAUCGCCUUCUGGCAGAAGAUAUCGACCAGGGAAUGGCUGGCCGCGGAGCUCGGGACAUAUUUGUCGCCCUACCAAGGUUACAACCCCGACGUGGAUCCGUCGGUCGACAAUUUCUUCUGCGCAGCGGCGUUGCGGUACGGUCACUCCGAGGCCAACAGUGUGAUCCCACUGCUCGACGAGAACUUCCAAGAAGCCGGUUUCGGCAACCUUCUGUUGCGCGAGGUUUUCUACGAUCCGGCGCUCACCGAGGACAACAGCCUGCAUGACUCGGUCAUUCGUGGCUCUCUCGUGCAACCACAGGGCGCGGUCGACGAAUCAUUCGUCUCCGAUGUCCGUAACUUCAUGUUCAGCACGCCGAUCUACAACCAGAAUCAGUGGCCGGUCGGGAUCUGCGGUGAUUUGGCUGCGACGAACAUCCAGCGGGGACGUGACCACGGCCUGCCCGGCUAUAAUGCAUGUCUCAGGGCGCUCAAUCUCACGAGCAGCCCUCCGGCGACCUUUGCAGAGUUCACCAGCGACAGCGAGAUAAGGGCCAUUCUGGAGGAACUCUAUUCUGGACCUGAGCACAUGGAUCCCUAUGUCGGCGGACUGCUGGAGGAGAAGGUCACCUACUCCAAUCUGGGACCGCUGUUCCACAACGCAAUCAUUCGUCAGCUGGAGCGCAUGCGGGACGGUGACAGAUUUUGGUACGAGCGGCCCGGAAUGUUCACUCCCGACGAGCUUGCGCUCAUUUACAACACGACGCUGAUGGACAUCAUUGCUCGCAACACCGGAGUCAAACCGUGGGCGACCUUCGCUGGCGAGACCUUCUGGCUCCAGUCUCGCUAUCUCUCGCAAGUGGGGGUCGGCGAUCAGUUUUUCCCGUACGCAGGAGAGUACGCCCACUUCAUGGACCUCUCACCGGCCUACCGCUUCUCAUGGACUGUUGACCGCAGCAACAACCGACUCCACAUCAUGCUCCAGUGCCGCAACUCGGGUUGGGUGGGGAUCGGGUUCAAGGCCGACCCCAAUACCAUGAAGAAUGCCGACAUUCACAUGUGCCGCCGGACCGACAAUGGUUCGUACAGCAUCACCGACAUGUUUGCCCUUGACGUGGGUCCUCCGAAGACCGACGUCGAACUGGGUGGAAGGCAAGACUUGUUUGACGUAUCCGGUGAGCAUGUUGACGGCGUUACGACGUGCCGCUUCACGAGGCGAAUCGAUACCACCGAUCUCUACGAUCACUCCAUUGACCCGGGGCUGGUGAAGGUGAUCUUUGCAUUCAACCCGACGGAGAACGAUCUGGUCUACCACGGUCCCACCCGCUCUUCGCUGUUCAGAAUCAACAUCCUCGGGGCCGAAUGCAAGAGCGGCACCUUCACAGCGGAUGGCCUGUGCGUCUCGGAUGACUCCCAGACCGGAGCCAUCGUGGCCGGAGUGGUGGGCGGGGUGGGCGGCCUGCUGCUGCUGGUGCUCAUGUGCGUCGUCCUUCUGGCUGCGGUCCUGUUCUACUUGGCCAGGCGCAAGAGGAAGGAGCAGCAGCUCCUCCUCGCCCAGCAGUGGUCGGAAGAAGACGAAAUGGACGAGGCCACGGAAAUGAGUGAUAUGUCUUCGUCUUCCUCGUCCUACGCUGGAUCGGAGGUCUCGCUCAAUGAGUUGGAGACGGCGCACAUUUCGUUCGCGCCCAAGGUGCUCACCUUCGGUCUCGGCCCGAACGACCGAUCGCCGGUGGAGCACGAGCUCCACGACAUUCUCACCCUCACCAACUACGGACCCACGCGCAAGUUCACCUUCUUCGUGCCGGCCGAGAACGAAAAAUUCAGCUGCCGCCUGCACCCGGGCAGCGGUGUCAUCAAGACGGGCAAGAGCGCGAUGGUGCACGUGUACGUGACGCUGCACAUGACGACCAGCAUCGAGCGCAAGAUCAAGUUCGAGGUCGAGGGUCUCGGCAUGCACCUGUUCACCAUCAAGCUCGUGGGCGAGCUGUCGCACAAGCUUGACCCCGACGACAUCAUCACCAAGCCUCCCGCCAUCGGUCGGGGGUCGUUCGGUACGGUGUACAAGGCCACUUACAGAGGACAGGAAGUGGCGGCCAAGAUCAUCAACUCCCAGGAGGAUCCCCGGGAGAUGGAGGAGUUCCGCAGGGAGGUGGACCUGAUGAUGCGCCUGCGCUGCCCGUACGUGCUGCACUUCAUCGGGGCGUCGGUUGUGCCCUACAAGGCCUGCCUCGUCACCGAACUCUGCGAAAACGGCAGCGUGGCCGACGUGGUGUUGUCCGACCGGCCGUUCAACUAUUUGGUGAUGCUCAAGUUCGCCCUGGACAUGGCCAAGGCCCUCAGCUUCCUCCACACGGACAUCAAGCCGGACAACUUCCUCGUCAUCUCGCUGUCGGCCAAGGCGCCGGUGGCGUGCAAGAUCGCCGACUUUGGCACGUCGCGCUCGAUCACGCAGGCCCAGGAGCCCUACAACCACACUGCGGCGCUCGGCACUCCGGUCUACAUGGCGCCGGAGAUCCUCGAGCGCGUGCCCUACUCGGCCAAGAUCGACGUGUACUCGUUCGGGGUCAUGCUGUGGGUGCUCUACACCCGCAGGGAGCCCUACACCGACAUCCCGCGCGUGUGGGACAUCCCGCCCUUCGUCCUCCAGGGCGGCCGCCCCGCCGUCCCCUCGCACUGCCCUCGCGCGUUCGGCGAGCUGAUGGCCAGGUGCUGGAGCCCGAGGCCGGAGGAGAGGCCGGACAUGUCGGCCGUGGUCAAGACGCUCGAGGCCCUGUUCGCCGCCGAGCGCGACCUCAGGGGCGCGCACAAGACGUCCAAACAGAAGAACAACAACAACGCGCAACAACGCGGCCGCGCGGCCACUCGGCUGGGCGCAGUACAGACCGCACGACCCUACGACGAAGGCAUCGACGGCGGUGACCAUCACCUUGAGACCAGCGACCACGAAAGCGAAGGCGACGGCCUGGAGCACGAGGACGGCGAGGCGAAGAAGGAAGGCUCGCAGGUGGUCAGGGAAGGAAUGAAGAAGAGCCGCGACGGGUCAUCGCCGCCCAAGAAGAGCUACACCUGGGCCGCCAGCCGACAGGAUGUUCGCGAGCACUACCUCGGCGGUCAGGAGGACAAUAACGAAGCUGACCACGGCAACAACCACGACAUCGAGGAGGGCCUUCGUGGCAACCUGACAGCCAAGAAGAGCAAGGGCAAGGACAAGCUGGCUGCCUCCUCGACCCACUACACCCAGUUCGACAGCUGA
Messenger RNA from Acanthamoeba castellanii str. Neff, 4056 nucleotides. RefSeq names its product protein kinase domain containing protein. The record is from RefSeq and is a predicted model, not a curated record. The transcript is spliced from 31 exons. Gene Ontology annotation, molecular function: protein kinase activity; peroxidase activity; heme binding. Gene Ontology annotation, biological process: response to oxidative stress; protein phosphorylation. NCBI's taxonomy places the organism in Eukaryota, Discosea, Longamoebia, Acanthamoebidae. Bases 1 to 4056 code for a protein of 1351 amino acids.